CUUUGCUCUUUCUACCUUGUACUUUCCAGGCCCUAAAAAAAUUGGAGACAUGAAGUGGGUAACAUUCAUUUUUUAUCUUUUCUUGGUAAGCUUUGCUAAAUCGGAAACCCCGAUUGAAAGAGAGCAGGAAUUCGGAGGAGCAUUUCACACCCACAUCGCUAAAUUCUCAGAAGAUUUUAAACAUAUUGUCCUAGGCACAUUGGCCCAGUAUGUACAGAGAGCCACAUUUGAAGAGGUGUGGACCUUGACCAAUGGCAUCACGGAGCUUGCGAAGAAAUGCACUGAGGAUGAACAAGCAGACCAAGCAUGUGGAAAGCCAUUGGGAAUUGUUCUCACAGAAAAACUUUGUCAUGAAGAAGGACUCGGGGACAAAUAUGGAUUUGCAGAGUGUUGUGGCAAGGUUGAUGAAGAAAGAAAGGAAUGCCUUCUAUCCCAUAAAAAUGCAACCAUUCCCCCUUUUCAAAAACCAACUGCUGAAGAGGCCUGCAAAACCUUUCAUGAAAAUACAGCGGCAUUUUUAGACCACUACCUUUAUCAGGUUGCCAGAAGGAACCCCACUACAACUAUGUUCACGCUCCUUGGUGCUGCCCAAGAUUUUGAGAAGGUCUUCAUAACUUGCUGCCAAGAAGCUGACAAGGAUUCCUGCUUCAAUGAAAAGGCACCACCAAUUAGGCAGAAAGUAUUAGAAACUAUUGACUUGCAGAAGCAAAUCUGUUACAUCCAAAAGAAAUUUGGAAAAAGAAUGAUCACAUCCUUGCAAUUUAUUCAACUGAGUCAAAAGUUCCCAAAUGCUGCUGUUCUUACUAUUCUCAGGCUUGCUGAGGAUGUUUCUCAUAUCGAAGAAGAGCGCUGCAAAGGCGAUACACUGGAGUGCUUUUUUGAUAGGUUAAACUUGUCAAGAUUUAUCUGUAGCCACCAAGAUGAAAUUUCUUCUAAAGUAAAAGUUUGCUGUGAAAAGCCCAUCCUGGAACAACGAAACUGCCUAGUUACUUUGGAAAAUGAUGAAAAGCCAGAAGAUUUGUCUCCAGAGGCUGGGGACUUCAUAGAUAACCAUAUAGUGUGCCCACGCUAUGCCGAAGACCAGAAUAUGCUCCUGGCACACUUUCUGUAUGAGAAUGCAAGGAAACAUCCUGAAUUUUCUUUGCAGUUAAUGCUGAGAAUUGGUGAUAAGUAUGAGGAUUUGUUGGAAAAGUGUUGCAAAUCUGAGACUCCUGGGGAAUGCUUCACACAAUGGGAAGAAGAAUUUAAAAAACAAAUUAACAACACCCUGGAAAGGGUAAACAACGAUUGCGAAUUCCACAAGACUCUGGGAGACCACCUCUUCCAAAAAGAGCUCAUUCUCAUCUUCACCAAGAAAGCACCCCAGCUAUUAUUUGAAGAACUGAACAAGUUCAUCAAGAAACUCACAGAAAUUACUACCAAAUGCUGUGGUCAAGAUGACACCCAUAGACUGAGAUGUGUUGAGAGAAAUACAGGUCUAGCGCUAGGAGCUUUUUGUCAACAACAUGAAGAAGGUCCCAUAAGCAAACGUAUUAGCCGAUGCUGUGGUGACUCCUUUGCUUUUGCUCGGGACUGCAUUAUGGGCUUAGGAGUGGAUGAAGAAUAUGUCCCUGCCCCGUUCGAUCCUGAAUUGUUCACAUUCCAUGCAGAUUUGUGCCCAAUAAACCCAGACGAUCUGAAGGAAGAGGAGAAAAGGCUGCUUUACAACUUGGUGAGACACAAACCCACCAUCACAAGUAAACAAUUUGACCCUAUAGCCACAGAUUUCAUUGACCUGUCGACAAAAUGCUGCAAAGCUGACAACCGUGAUGAAUGCUUUACAACAGAGGGUUCAAAAUUCGUUGAAAGGAUUCGAACGGCAGUUUGAGAGAACUAACCAUCUCAGUUCAGCAAUGGAAGAAUGCUGGAGAUAAAGCCCAAAUAUGGCCCAGUACCCUUGUCUGAGUGCUUUUAAAUGUCAGCUUUCUGA
Messenger RNA from Elgaria multicarinata webbii, 1969 nucleotides. Its product is annotated as albumin-like. Gene Ontology annotation, cellular component: cytoplasm; blood microparticle. Gene Ontology annotation, biological process: transport. The coding region runs from base 50 to 1867 and encodes 605 amino acids. The record is from RefSeq and is a predicted model, not a curated record. The transcript is spliced from 15 exons. NCBI's taxonomy places the organism in Eukaryota, Metazoa, Chordata, Lepidosauria, Squamata, Anguidae.